This is a messenger RNA of Archocentrus centrarchus (flier cichlid), 1408 nucleotides long. RefSeq names its product Fc receptor-like protein 5. Gene Ontology annotation, biological process: cell surface receptor signaling pathway; immune response. Gene Ontology annotation, molecular function: transmembrane signaling receptor activity. Bases 204 to 1064 code for a protein of 286 amino acids. The record is from RefSeq and is a predicted model, not a curated record. NCBI's taxonomy places the organism in Eukaryota, Metazoa, Chordata, Actinopteri, Cichliformes, Cichlidae. Gene Ontology annotation, cellular component: external side of plasma membrane. The transcript has 6 exons.
UCUACUGGUUUUUCCAGAGCUCUUUGCUUUUAAAUUUACAUGCUAGAUAUUUUUUGUCUUGUGACAUUUUAGUCUCUUGUUUAAAUCAUGUCAUCUCUGCAUCUAAGCACAAAUAAAAGCAAUCUUUUUUAUUUUCUCUGAAGAGGAAACCUCAACACUGAAAGCCACAGUCAGUCGGGAAGAGGAGGGUCUUGUCAUCUGAUAUGACUGAACUGAUCAAAGGCUUGAUAACUCUGCAAAGCAGCACGAUGGAGGCAUCAUCUCUACUGUGGCGGAUUUUUCUGACCUCACUGCUGGGCUGCACAACAAACCAAGCUCGUCUGACUGUGAGUCCCAGCAGCUCUCAGCUGUUUAAAGAUGAGUUUGUGUCUCUGAGCUGUGAGGAGGACGACAGCUCUGCUGGAUGGACUCUAAAGAGAAACACAAGCACAGACACCAGAGCUGAGUGUGGAGAUGAGUUUGGACAACCAGCUGGUUCUUCCUGUAACAUCAGCUACACUGACCCACAGGACAGUGGAGUUUACUGGUGUGAGUCCAGAGAGGGUGCCAUCAGUAACAUGGUUAACCUCACAGUCACUGGUGGAUCAGUGAUCCUGCAGAGUCCUGUCCUCCCUGUGAUGGAGGGAGAUGACGUCACUCUGCUCUGUCAAACAAAGACCACUCCCUCCAACCUCCCAGCUGCUUUCUAUAAAGAUGGUUCCCUCAUCAGGAAGCAGCCUACAGGUCACAUGACCAUCCAGCAUGUUAACAGGUCUGAUGAAGGCCUCUACAAGUGUGACAUCAGCGGUCAUGGAGAGUCUCCAUCCAGCUGGAUCACUGUCACAGGUAGGCCUGAAACCAAACCCAGACCCACAUUGACCCCUGCAGCACCCCUCCAGCAGGCUGACUUUACAAUGCUGCGCUACUUGGUGGUGUUCUGUCCAUAUGUCAUCUCCACUUUCUGCAUGUUGUCUCUAUAUCAACACAGAGCCACAGAAAAUGACCUGCAUGUCUCUAUGGCAAAGACCCCCGGACAGGGACUGGAUAAUAACUAUGAUGAUGUCACUGUAGAGCAUCACUUCUAAAGCAGAGCUCAUUUUCAGCCUCCUGCUAAUGGAAAGUUUUGUCAAAUUUCAUAUAUCUGAUUAUUGUGUCACUGGGCCUCUUUCCACCUCUGCUAUGAAUAGACUCUGGACUGGAUACAUACAGUACCAGUCAAAAGUUUGGACACACUUGACUGGUACUGUACACACACACACACACACACACACACACACACACACACUUAAAAAAAUGUGUGUGUGAUGUGCAUUCUGAAAAGAUAAUUUCAGUGACUAGAUGUGCAAAGCUGGUGGAGACAUACCCUAAAAGAGUUGCAGCUGUAGUUGCAGCAAAAGGUGGUUCCACAAAGUAUUGACUCAGGGGGGCU